CGCCAAGAGCGUAUUGGUCCUCAGUUUCAGUCGGCCACACGGCGCUAACCAACGUUCGUCGGUCGGUCGCCCGCGGACUGUUGUCCGAUCCGUUCGACGCGCGGCCCCGUACAUUAUAUUACCCGCGAGACGCGCGGACCGCUUGCGUCCGUCCCGUCGUCCGUUCCGCGUAUAAAUCCGUGGCGUGCGUAUAUGCCGUCGCACGGCUCUAUACCUAUAGGCGCGACCACGACCGAGAAUUCGCGCGGGUACGCCGCGGCCAUCACCGCCCGAGAAGUUCCGGCGGUUCGUUGAGGACGGGGGUAAAAAAAAAAAAAAAACCGGUAACCCGACCUAGUCUGUAGUCGGUCCGUAAACUUCCACCGGCGCGGACGACUACGGCGACGACGACGACGACGACGACGACGACGACGACGACGCUGACAGUCGGUCUGAUACACGUGCCGGUAAACAUUGACGAAUGGUUCGAUAUAAUAUUAUACCGUAGACCCGAUUUUCAAUCGCAUUCGUCCGUCGAUAACACGGGUCACGAUAGUUCGACUGAUACAAGCAAAAACGGAUUUAUCAAAUUUUAAAAUAUAUCUGACGCAAUACCUUUAUACUGUAAAAUAGUGUUAGAUAAAUGGCCCAAACCAAUACAUUAUAGUACUGCAGUUAGUGCAGUUUUAAUUUAAAAUCGUAACGUUUGAUCCGACCGUUGUUUUAAAAAGGUAAUCAGAUUAUAAAUACAUUAUAAAUCAAUGAAAGAGCAAACCAGCGUGUCCAAAGCGCCGUGUAAAUUAUUUAGAUAAAGGCAGGCGGACUCAACAAACAAUAAUGCAUGAUCAAUGUCAAAAGUCCAAAAUAUUUAAAACUAUGUAUGUGUCGUAGGAUAUGUGGAAAAUUAGUAUUUUUGCCAAAAGACUAGGCUCUUUGUGAUGGAAAAACUUGUUUGCGAAUUACUUAUUAUUUCUCUAAACGACCGGUUGUUUUUCGGACUUAUUGCAGACAGACUAACAGCAGUUGAACUUUUUAAGAACUAAAAUUAUUAUAUAUCUAGUAAUUGUAUUAUAAUUUUUUUACUUGUACAAAAAACAAAAACAAAAAAGAAAACCAAACGAAUUAUAAUAUGCAAACUGUUUAAGUAAUUAUUAUAUUUACUUUGAGAAGUUUAUAUUAAAUUAAUUUAUAUUCAACUACUUUAAACCCAGCUAUUUGAAGGAUUUAGAUACGGAUUGACGACAUAUAAUGCGUUAAAACUAAUUCGUAGAUUAGAUUGUAACUUUUCACUAUAUAUUUAGUGACAUUAUAGUUAUAUGAUUUAAAAAUAAAUAAAUAAAAUGCAGUAUUACAAUAUUAAAAAACUGUACAAUAAUAUAUAACUUCACUAAAUAAUAGGUCUAAUAUGUAAAAUGUAAAUGUAUACAGUUUACAUAUUAUAAUUUUUUUGUUCUAUUUUUUGUACAAGUAAUAAAUUACAAUGAGAUUACUAUAUAGUAGGUGACUGUAUUAUUUAAAAUGCCUGAUUGUUAUUUGUUAGUCUUCAAUACGCCUGAAAGAAAGACUGUUUGGAAAAAUAAGUUGUUCGCAAACAGGCUAUCCCAUCGAAAAGAGCCUAGUCUUUUUGCAAAAAGACUAAUUUUCCAUAUAGCUUAUGUUAUAUAUACUACUAUUCUUUGAAAAAUCGUAACGUUUUAUGUAUAACCGUUUAGCAAAUGUGUAAUAUGAAAAAGAUAAACGGAUUAGAAAUAUAAAGAAAGAGCUUUUUAUAAAACAGCUUGGGCACUGUUGUGCGCAGUGGGAGGAGGUUAAGGGUUAUAUCGCCGUAGUGCCGAAACUAAGAAUUUCUACACACACAAAAGGAUACUAGACGGUGUUACCUCCACCAGCCUCACCCACGUCAGAUUCUAUAUUGGUUAUAAAAUACAAAACGCACUAUUUCGUUUUUAGAUUUCUAAAAAAUAUUGAAAUAAUAAAUUAAAGAAGUAGGUAUUUAUUAGUAAAUACAUACAUAAUAAAAAUACGCGAAUAUACUCUUGAAUAUUUCAAGCCCGACGAUAAAUUACCUUCCCUAGUUCUUGUUUUGAUAUCGCCCCCCCCCACCCCUAAUGGCUUUUAGAAUACAAUAGCUAUUCGUAUUUAUUUAGUAAUUUAAUCUGAAAAUUAUGUAUUGGAACCAAGUAACAAGGGAGCUUGAUUUAUUAAAUAAUAAUUGGCUUUGUUAGAUUUGGUUUUUAAAUUCCCAUUCACAGGUUAAGCAUGCAAGAAGAAUAUGCAAUUUAUUCAUUAUUUUAUUAUAAACGAGUACUACCUACAUCCCCUUAUAUCGAAAUUCCUCCAUACGAUACUAAGUAUGGAUAUAUUUUAGCGUAUUACACCUAUAUACCAGCAUUAUAUUUUAGAUUCUGAGCUGAGCGAGGAAUGUAUUGGUUUACAAUGAUAUUUAUUUUUUUAUUUUUUAUAGUGUACAAAAAAUUUUUUACCAGAAAUCUUAUGCAAAUAUAACAAGUGUAACAUCUUUUCUGAAAGGGAAUUUUAUAUAGUUGAUAUUUUUUUUUUUGUCAAUUUUGUGAUUUUCUAAGCAGCUUUCAUAUUAAUUGUAAACAAAAGGUAGAAAAAACUGGAAGAUUUACGAAAAUAAUGCUUUUAUUGUUUUACUUCGUACUACUUUUAUAGAGACAUGAAAUCAUAAUUAAAAAUUUAUACUUGUUUUUUCUAAACGUAAUCCAAUUUUUUAAAUUUUGUGAGUUUUUUUACGAGAUUUUUAUUCGAUAGAUACUCUGUGGAUAAAAUUGUUAGACUAAACAUGUUUGAAAAUUGAACUGGAGCUUCAUUACUCGUUCUACUUAGUAGUCAACCAAAAAAAACGUUGAUUCGAUUUUUUAUAAAAAUUUGAAUUAUCAAAUUUUGAUGAAAAUCGUUAAUAUAACGGCCUUUUCAAAUAUUUAUAAUCGAACUUCGUUCAGAAUCAUUUUUCAUUAGCAAAGAUUAAUCAUUGCAUAUAGAUAUACAACAAUUUUCCUCUACAUCAUACCUUAUCAACUUCUUACACGGAAAAAAAAUAUUUUUUUUAUGGUUAAUAAUUAGUCAUUAUUCAUUUGUGUUAGCUAAUCCAGAUAUGUAGAUAAUUAUUGUCAUUACCAAAGAGAUAAGUUACAUACAUCAAAUCACUUAAUCGUUAAUAUUUUAUCUGAGUUAACUUAAUAUAAAGCUGCUUAUAAGUAUAAUUAUUUUAGAUUCCGAGCGUAGCUUGGGAGCUUUAGAUUUUACAAGAUGUUUGUUUUUUCUUUCUUUAUUUUUUUUUUAGUCUGUGGACUUAUUUUUCCUAGUAAACUUGUUCUUUUCUGAAACUUUUCCGAAUUUCAAUUUUACCUAUUAGUUGUAACUGAUUUUACUAGAUAUUUGAAAUGGACGAUAGGACUAUUGAAACAGUCGGAGAUGCCGGAACAUGUUAUGAAUACAUUUAAAGGUGAGUAUAGAUUAUAUGCUCAGAUUAAGUUAGUUAACUUAAUGAACGAUUAUACGAAACCAACUUAAACAUAUUUUAUAUUGAAGUGUUCAGAAAAUACAAAUAAAUUAUGUAACACAAUUCCCAUGUAGGUAGGUAAUAUAUAGAUGUAAUUUGUAAUCCAUUUAAAAAGUUCAAAACUGAGUAUAGUUUUACAGUAAUGGAUGAUAUAGACAUAUUCAUCAGGCCUAAAACUAUUCACACUGGAAAUCGAAUGAAUGAUUAUAUUCAAAAUGGAUAUGUAAUUGUUGAACAUAUUCCAAUCAAUUUAUAUAGUUUACCUAUUUUAUUAUAACGAUUUUUUGAAUUACCUAAUGUUUAUAAUACUAUGAUAAUAUACACAAAAUAAUUUCUUAAAGACACUCAUAUUAUAUCAAUUUAUAUUCAAAGUGAAUCACGAAGAGAACAAAUUUAUUAGAUUCAGUAGAUGAAAAAUAAGUUGGAAAUACUGAACUAUUUAAAAAUUUAAUUUCUGAGAAAAAACAUUCUGAAAGUGGCAUAGAAAUAUUUAUUAAUAAAGAGUCAAUUAAGUUGUAUUUCUGUUUAGUUUUAAUUCUUGGGAAAAAUUUAGGCUUACAUGAUAUCAUGGGAUUUUCUCAAAGUUUUGUUUUAAAUUACCGCUGUAGGUUUACCGAUGUUCAAAAACAAUAUGUUAUUUUUGUAAUGAAUAUUUUAAUUUAGAAACUUUGAAUCAAUUAAUAACAUUUUUCAUCUAUGAUCUCACUAAUAUCAGAAAUAGACCUCCCAUAAUGUCAGAAAAUACAUUGAAUAGUGAUUCGAAAAACUUAAAAAUGUCUGUCAGUGAGAUGUGGUGUUUUGUUCGUUACUUUGGAUAAUUAAUUGGUGAUUUAAUAGAUGCAGAGCCAGAAUAUUGGAAUUUGUAUAUUUUACUUAAAAAAAUAUUAUAUAUAGUUACAUGUAAUUGCACUGGAUUUGAAUGCCCUACUUUGCUAAAAAUAAUAAUAUCAGAACACAAUUAUUUAUUCUUAAAACUAACCAAAAUAUCAUCACUUCAUCCACUAUCCUAUAGUUAUGUAAAAAGUUGGUCCAUUAAUUAAUAUUUGGUUCAUAUGGUUUGAAGCAAAGCACAAAGAAUAAAAAAAAGCAGAAGUUGAAAUUUCAAGCAAAAAAUAUAUUUAUUUUACCUUGGUUUUAAAAAAGUCAACUUAAUAUUUUAUAUCAAUUUUAUCAUAAAACUAAUUUUGAUUUUUCAAUUUUGUCUAGUGUUGGAAAAGUUUUAAAUAUCUUAUCAGAUAUACAAGAAAUUUUUUCUAAUCUUUCAUUAAAUAACUCUGAUAUUUGUAAAUCAUGUAAUAUUUUUAAAUUAAAAAUGUACCUAUAUGUUUUACUGUAUAAAUUAUAUUAAUUGUUAAAAAAAAAAAAAAAAAAUAUUAUCAUAUUAUAUACGACAAUUUGACUUUGUGAUAUAUCUUAUUAUUCUAAAACAUUAUCGAUAUUGAAUAUUUAUAACGAUACCAUUGGCCAUAAAGGUUAAUAAAGGAUAUUGAAAUGAAAACGCAACUUAUAUACCGGCAAAACGACAUCAAUUUCCAACAAGUGUAGUUGCUAGGUAGGUUAAGCGUUAGAUUAGGAUAGCUUGGGUCCCUAAUUCGAUACUCAUUGUUGCCGCUGCUUGUUCGUCCCGUUUUUUUGUGUUUUUUUUUUUUAAAUUUUUUCUACCAAAGAUAACUAGUCAAAAUAACUAUAUAAUAUCACAAAACUAACUAAGAAAGAAUCUCGUCCAACUAAUUACAAAAAUUUAAUUCAGUUGAAAAUAUUUGUAUUUACUUGAAUUUUUGAUAAAAACUUAUAUUUGCUUUUUCUAGACAUGGUAAAAUUUUCAAAAUAUCUGAGCAACUUAUAGGCAUUUUAAUUUUGCGAGUUUUUUUUACGUAAUUUGUACUUAGUAGGUACUCUGUAGAUAGAAUUGUUGGACUAAAUAGAAAACCUUGACAAUUUUACAGGAGGUACAUUUUAAGUCGUACUUAAUGAGAAAAAAAAAUGAUUGUUAUAUGUAAUAUAUUAUAUUUUUUUUUAUAAGAGUUUCAAAAUCAAAUCUUGAUGAAAUCGUCAACAAUGGUUUAUUGUUGGCUAUAGGUAUAAAUUAAAUAACUUUAUGCAUCCCACCUUCUAAACUACCCACUUACAACCGAAUCUGCACACGUCCUCAUUAUCAGCUCUUUUUUUUCUUUUUGCUCAGAAAACGCAAACUCCCGUAAACUUUACUGGAAAUUAUAAACAAAUCCGUGGUACCAUAUAUAAAAUCUAUGCACAGUCGAUAAAAUUACGAAAUCGAAUACUAUUUUCUUGAUAAUAUUAUUAUUACCUUGUAACUGUUACAAUAUUACCAAUCUCAAUUAUUAUGUAAAUUCGAACUUGCCGAAUCUUAAAUUUAUUUUGCUUAGAUUUGUAUUAUGCUAUUAUAGGCAAAGUAGAAUACUUGUCAUAAAUAAAAAACGAGUCAAAAAUAUGAUUUUUAUAUUUAUUGGCAUUUUAUCAUGCACUUAACCGGGACUUUAAAAAUCCUCAUCUACUCCAUGCAAUCGACUGCUUACAGUUCGCAAUAUUUAUUACAAUGUCAUUUUUUUUUCUGUUCAUUAAUUAUCCGUAAAAAUAAUCUAUUUUCACGGAGAUUGUACUAUAAUGCAUAAUAAAACCUCCUAAUAUAUUAAUAUAGUUUUUUAUUUAUAUCUGAUCAAUCAACAACACCAAUUACAUUUAUCUAUAGUAGAUAUUGUGAUUUCAAUAGAUUUGCCUAAAACGUGUUUACGUAUCAUAUUUUUUACAGAAGUACUACACCACACACACACUCACAGUCGUAUCCAACAAAUAUCGCGGGGCCUAAACGAAGCAUAACUACGAGCGGUUUUCAUUACAGCGUGGUGUAAAAUUGUGUAAGUAAAUGGCAAAAGAACUGGAGAAGAAUAAAAAAAUGAAAAAUCGCGGUUUUUCAAAAACGCACUGUUCGUCGUAACAGUCACCAGACCGCAUUCGAGACCUGGGACGAGGAUCGAAUACAAUACAUAUGAUAUAAACAACGAAAACGGCUCUAAAUACACGUUCGUGUCACAUUCGAAAGUCAGUCUACACGCUCCGUGUCCGUAGUGUGUGUUAUUUUUUUUGGCCUUUUCGUGAUUCAAGUGCUCCUCCUUCGAUGGGGUGGACGUUGCAACAGCCCAGGUCCCGUCAUUUGUUAUUGCUCUUCAUGACGUUCGCAUUGUGCGUCACGGUCGUGUUCAUCUCAAAGUCGGGUGAGUUUGUAUACAAUAAUAAUAAUAAUAAUAAUAAUAAUAAUUUAUUCAAUGAAUAUAAUGAAUAUAUAAUGAAUAAAAUGGACAAAGGCCAAAUGGUACAGAUAAAAUUAGAUAUUAUAUAAUUUGAUAAUUCUGGUCAAUAAUUAUAUUUAAAUGUAAUACAUUUUAAAAAAGGUUUUGAACCCAUUAUGUAAAAUCGAUAUUGAAUUUAGUACAUAGUCAUCAUUGAGUGCUCUGUAUCAUGGGAUAUAUAAACCUAAAGUAUAAUACAAGUAUAAUAGCUUAAAUGAUCCUAUAUUUGAAUUCGAACGAAUGACGCUUGACGAGUGUCGAGAGACAAAGCUUUACACUCGUAAAGAUUUUUUAAUAGUAUAUUAUAGCACGUAACUGAAAAUUUAAAACAAAUAUUACCCAGGGCUUUAAUAUAUGGUAGUGAAUUAAUUUUAAUACUAUUUAUGUGAUGCAUAAAUUGUAUUAGAGGUGCCUAGAACACAAGUGGCAUAAGUGACAUUUUUAAAAAAAUCUGAGUUAAGUGCAUAGCUGAAUUACAAAUUUUCCAUUUUAUUUGUGGUAAAGAAAUAUAAGUUGAAUAUAAGUGAAUUGUUCGCCACGCGCUGCAAUCUAGUAUUUGAUAAUAAAUCGCAUUAAAAUAGUCUUUAAAUGAUAAUGCCAUAAUAGAUUAGAAGUAAAUAGAUACAAGCGUCCAGAAUAGCUGUUAAUACAUCUACGUCUCUUUAUUGCCAAAUGUUUAAAAAAUUUUAUCAUCGAAAUACAAGAACAAUGAUAAUAAACUAUAAUAAUUACAUUAAAUACAAAUAAUUUUAAAAUUGAAUUUCUCGAAAUCAAUAAAAUGUCACUUAUACCCCGCACUUGUUUGUCGAUGCGUGUAUAUUUGAUGGAGCAUAACGAACAUGACGGGUACAAAAUCGGGUGAAGUUUUAUGUUAAUAUCGACAAUAAUAAUUUAUAAAUUUUAUACUAUACGACAGCCACGGCGACAUUGUAAAACAUAAAAAAUAAAUAAAUAAAAAUACAAUAAUAUUGCUACUACGAACGAUCAGUAAACUUGAUUAGGAUGACGGCGUUUUCUUUGAUCGCUGCCUGAUUUCAAUGAAAUAUUCUACCCACUCGACCAUUCAACGUUUUAAAUGGCUCAUACGUCAUCACUGGAAAUAAUAAAGACAGAGGGGGAAAGGUGGUCUUAGCAUCAAGUCCAAAAUUCAACUCGUAAUAGCAUUAACUAGGCAUUUUUCAAUUCAUUAGGUUUUUUAUUUUUAAUUUAAAACCGAUUUAUUUCACUAAGUGGCUCACCCCAUUUUUUCGGUUAAAUUUUGCAUGUAUUCAAAUUCAAAUUUUUAGAAUUUUCAAGUGUAGUUAAAUCCGAUGUUUUCAAAUACUACUAGUAUUUUGUGGUGAUACCAACUAUGGUUUUUCAAAUGAGGACCUAUAUUAAAAAUUCCAUAAAAUAAAUGGAGUAAUAUUGUAAAUCCUUUUGGUGUUAAAAUUGUUGUCUUAAAUAUUGUGAAACAUUCAAAUAUUCGAAAAUAUCGGCUUUAAUUAUACUUAAACAUUUUAAAAAUCAGAAUUUGAAUUAUGCAGAAUUUAAACAAAAAUAAAAGCUGAUACUGAGGAUGAGAGCGCCCACUGUUUUAGGUGAGAAAUUGAGAAGAUAGGAUACAUAAGGUUAUUUCAUUUAUAUCUGUAAGCAACGAUAAAUUAUUGCUUGACGGAAGACGGUGCCUAGCACAGCUCGGUAAUACAUAAUUUGAAGUGCUGUAAGUUUUUUUUUUGAGAUUUUCGUUUAAAUUUUCUUUUAAAACGCUUACUAAAAAAAGGGAAAAAAGUUGUCCGAUGGUUUUGAAAAUUUUACCACGUCUAGGUAAGUUAAAUAUAAGUAUUAUUAUCAACUUUUAAGUCUCUACGUGUAUUUAUAACCGAAUUAUAACUUGAGUUUUCAGAAAAAUUGCUACACGUAAAAAUCGGAGUAAGUUUAACUAAGAAAAAACGUGUCCACAGACUAGAACAAAAAAAAAGAAAAAGAAAUAAACAUCUUAGUAAAACCAAUAGCUCCCUCGUUACGCUUGGAAUCUAAAAUAGGGUGAGCACGUUUAGUGAAUUAUCUAUGACUCGAGGACAUAUCAUUUCGUAAAUAAUGACAUAAUUUUGCAGUCAACAUAAUUGGCGUUACACAUUAUUCCGUAAUUUCUUCAAUGAUUAAAUAUUUCGCCCAAUAGGUUAUAUUGUAUCAUAAAAUGUAUAUAAUUUUAUAUAGAUUUUUAUUUUUAACUGCUGGGGUAGUGUUACGUUUGACCAUGUUAUCACUGUACGCCACAGUGUACGGCAUAGCGUCGGUUAUUGAGAAAUAGAGUAAUGGGUUAACCAAUGACUCAAAACAAAUGAAAGAAUACUUUGCUUCUCACAUUGCUUAUACACACGAACACAGGAAGAAAUGUAAGCGAGAAAAACCCCCUAUACCAUUUUCCGCAGAGAAUAAUCGGUAUCGUGGUCUCGUAUUUAAAAAAAACGUUAUUCGUACCUGUAUACAUUCACUGUCCCGUACGUACGUAAAAUAUCGAACCGUUGGAUGACGCAAUAACGAGCAAGUUUCAUUUGGCAUUAUUUAAUUGUUCCAAACUAUCUGUUUAUUCAAUUACGCUUGUUGUUAAAAACAGUUUAUGUGGUUUUUGUAUUUGUUUAAUAUAAAUUAGUAUGUAUAGUGUAGUGAAAAAAAUACGUUAAACAAAUUUAAUUAUGUCAUUUAUUGUUAAUAAUUAAUAAUAUUGCCAUAAUCAGCAAGGUUGCAAGUUAAUGAAGACAAUUUUUAAAUUCCAAGAAGAGCGAAGCGCGUAUAGAUCUAAGAAAAAUGUUCUGACCAAAAGUUUAUCACCAGUCUAAUACUAUUUCUUUCUUGUGGGAUAUUGGGUCGAAAUGAUACAUUGAUUUUAGAUUAGACAUUUCCUCAGAGUUUUUUUGUUAUAAUUACCUAGACGUGGUAACGUUUCUAAAAUAUUUUGGCUCUUUUCGAGUAAUUUCAAAUCCUCUAAUCCACACGGCCUGUUUGUAAAAAUCUCAAAAUACUACUAUACCUAUUUUUAUAAAAUUGUUUUGUUAAAUUUCUUACCAUUUAUAUAAAAUUAAAAAAAGAUGAAAUAUUUAAACGAAAAUAAGUCAACUGGAGGAAAUUCGAUUCUGAUAUGACAUUCUACUGUUAAUAAGCGAGUUUUUUUUUGAUUAAAUAUAAAAACUAAAAACAAUUUUUAAAUUAUAUAUUGUAAAUCAAAAAAGUAAUAAAUAUACAGUUUUCAAUUUACAUUUUAAAAAACCCUUUUUAGUCUUUAAAUUCUAGCAAUUCAGAUAACCACGACAAUUGACAAGAAUUGUUCGCUCUCGCAUCGAAUUUAUAGGUUUUAGAGUUGGAGCGUAGCAAGGGAUCUAUUGGUUAUACUAUGAUAUGUAGUUUUUAUUUUUUUUUUUUUUGACUGCCUAUGAGCAACAUUUGUACCAAAAUCUUCCUCCGAAUAUCAAGUGUAGAAAAUUUUCAAAAAGGUAAUUCACUCUAGUUGGUGCAUUGAGGAUCUAAUUAUUUUUCAAGCUAUUUUCAAAAUAGUUGGGAAAUACUGGAAAGAAAAUUAUAGAUUGGUAAAACGGGAAAUAUGUACGACGUGCCACAUUAUCAUUUGUAUUGUUUUAAAUUUUUUCAACUUAGUUUUUUACCUAAAUUAUUGCUCCAAUCUAAAAAUGGCAGAAAUCGAUUUUGUUCCUUCUAAUGUAAAAUCAUUGUUAAAGAAAGUUUUUUUUUGAUAUCCAAAGUAGUUUUCAUAAAAAUUGGGAAAAACCAAAAAAGAUGAAAACUAGGAUUGUUUCAAAUUACGGCGCAACGAUUUCAUUAUUUUAAAGCUUUAAAGUUACAUUUUUCUACUAGAAAUCUUUGUCCAAAUUUCUAGAAAGACAUAUUUUGAGUAAGAAAUUUGUCGUUUGAUUUUCCGUUUAAUUUUUCUUAUAGUUAUGAAGGAACGUAGGAAAUAUGGCAAAGUACGGCAUUUGAGAUUUUUGUUGUUAUGUUGUCAUUAGGUAAAAAUUAAUGAAGAAACCUAAAGUUUUCUCAAAAUACUAAUAUUGGCCUUUUGUAGAUAUAGUAAAAUGUUCAAAACGAUCUAUAGGCAUUUUUUAAACUUAUAUUUGAUAGGUACUAUACUCGCAUGUAAAUAAAAUCGUUUGACUAAAUAGAAAUGUUUAAAAAUUUAACUAGAUGUUUAUUAUAAGUAAGCCAAAAAAAAACCUGCCAUCAAAACAUAAAUCAACUGUAUUAGUUCUUUUAUUCUCGGUUUUUAUUUUCGAUAUUAAGAUUUGUUUUUGCAUUAUAAUACACGUUUGAUUGGCUAUUUUAAAUGCGAAAAUAAUAUGCUGGUGAUAUCUUAUAGAUAUAAUAAUAAUAAUAAUAAUAAUAAUACUAUUAUUAUGUUGUCAAUCGUGAAAAUAGAAAAUGUAUAUUAAAUUGGCUUGAAAAUAACAUUAUAAUGCUGAGAUAAAAACAAAUCUUCUCUUGUUAUUGAUUAAUUCAAAUCACGAAGGAAUUCUUUAUCCAGGAACAUUUGUCUUUUGCAGUUGUGAGACAUAUCAAAAAAAUAAUCUUAAAUAAUGCGUAUAGUUUAGCGAUAUCGCGGACGUCUUUAUACUUCGUCUGUGUAAUCCUUAUAAAUUGUUUGCUCUAUUUGAAAAAUCACAAGGCUAUAUAUAUAUAAUAUAUAAAUCAACUUUUAUACUCUAUACGGUUUUAUCUGAAAAGUAAAUACAUAUUUUUUAAUAUUAGAAAAAUAAAUAUGAAUAUUCAUAUAACAAUAUUAAAUAAAAUAUAAAAGUAUUAUUGAUUAUAUUAUAUUGUUAAAAAAAAAAAAAACUCCCGUAAGCAAUAGAUCUCCAUCACUAAAGUUAAAUUUUCCACCUCCAUAUUUUUUUUGUAUUAUAUAAAUAUCCUUUAUAUAACAGUAAUUAACCGAAUCCUGUGAUAAUAAAAUACCUAUAUUAUAAUACAAGCACACUACUUCUAACAAAAUAGUGAAAUUAAACUAAAAAAAAAAGGUAGGGGUUAAGAUUGAAAUUCCAAAAAAGGCACAUCCUUAAUACGGACGUCUUUCAUUAUGUAUUUACGAAAUUUGUCCAUCCGGCUUCAUCUGAGCGGCCUAAAGAAAUGUUCAGAAGUAAAAAAAAUUAUCUCCUUCCACAACGAUUUGGUGAAAUUGAUAUUGAAAUCCAACUCAAAUUAUAACAAUUCAUUUUGCUUAAAAACGAUUAUAAUUCCAGAAUUUGAGCCCAUUUGGUCGUCCAGAUUCUAGAGAUUUAACAGACACAGUACAAUCAAAUAGUCGCUAUUUUCAUGGACAAUUUUACAAAAUAUUUAGCUUUUGUAAUAAUUAAAAAACAAUUACACUCAAAAAUUUUAGGAUAUUAUGGUUCGUGCUUACGGUUAUGUAGUUUUUAUGUAUAGUGACAGAAAAUAUGUAUUUCGUAACAUACCUUAUUUCGCGUGCUAAAACCAAAGUUUUCCAUAAAUUCCGAAUCUCGUUUUAACAGUUAAUGUUAAUAUCAUUAUAUUAUAUUUAUCCAAUUAUUGAAUUUUGUAAAUAAUCCCGUAAAAAGCUAUUUAUUUUACACUUUUUGUCCAAAUGUUUUUAAUUCAUAUAUGGAAUAUUGAAAUAUCAAAAUAUGUCUUUAUUCGUCAUGCGUUUUCCUGAAAGUUGUUUAUUUUGCAGUUAUGUUAUUAAUCAUUACUUCUUCGAUUUAAUUACUCAUCGCUCAUAUAAUUUUGCUUCACACAAUGUGUUGUGAAAUACCAAAAUUAAGUUUAUAUUUUACCAUCGGAAUUUUUGAUUUAAAUACCGAUAGUGAAUAAUGUGAUUUGAGUUUUUCUUUAUUUGAAUUCAUGACGUUCGAAAUGGAAAUGCGGGGAAAAAGAAAAUACGAACAAAACGCCCAAAUUCCCCGAAUAUAUGUGGCAAUAUUGGCGUGUUUGUAAAAAAAAAAGUAUAGGUACCUAUGUCAGUCUAUGGAUGUACAGAUGGUGAAUUCCCAAAUAAAAUAUCUAGGUUUUUUUUGUCAUUCUUUUCUCUGAAUUACAUUUCCGAUUUUGUCCCUAGUGUAGAAUGCACUACAUCUAAUAUAUAUGUAAUACAUACGAACAAAUAAAGCAUUUUUUUUUCAUCCUUCUAUAAAUAUUAGCUGUAUUAACCGGCUUCGCUCAUGUACAGUUUUGUAACGAUAGAUAUAAGUAAAAAAAGACGGACAUAUUCUGCACGUGGGUGGGCCACUUUUGUAGGUGAAAAGUUGGGAAGAUAGAGGGGAAAUUUCAUGUUCAAUAAAUACUUAUAUCUAUAUAAAACGAUUCUGAGGGGAGUUCGGUUAAUAGUGUUGAUUUGUGAACAUAUGUAUAUGUCAUAUUAUGGUAAAAUAAUUACAUAUGCAUUAUACAUUUUCUUUAAUAAUAUUUGUACCUGUUUUCCUGUUUUCCUAUGUUUUUUCCCGGUUUUUCCCAUUUAUUAGAAAAACUUCUGGGGAAUUUAAAAAAUUACUUCUCUAAAGUACCACCCCAGUCAGAUUUCCUUUUAGAAAAAGUGCUAUCAUUGUAAAUUGAAACAAAAUUGCUGGUAGAAAAAUUAUCCACAGAAAAAAAAAACAUUAAUGUAUAACCAAAAAAAUUUAAUGGAAAUAAAGAUAUUUCUUUUGAUACAUUUAUACGUAGAUAUAACUUUUACCUAAAGAUGUUUUCUUAAUAUCAAAAACCAUAUGAAGCAUAAAUAGAUACCACAAAUACAUUUAGGGCAUAGAUCCUACUUUUACAUAUAUAAUGAACACUAUUUACGUUUAUUUUCUUUUAUGUCAAAAAAGUAACCCAGAAAUAAACAAAACAAAAAGAUGAAUAAUAUAUGAUUGGUAUUUCAGAAUUACACACACGAUGAAACUAUACAGACCAGGCUAUUGUGGUGUGCCUUUAUAAUAGUGGGCACACCAAUUUGUGAAAAAUCACAAGAUAAUUUUUUUGUUGCCUUUAUAAUUUACUUUCUAACGGUAUCGUGGCCAAAACUUUUGAGCCACUUUUGAGCUUUUAAGGAAUUUUAAUUUUUGGGAGUUUCUUUGCUGUAAUUCGGUUAUAAAUAAACGCAGAAACUUGAAACUUGGUAAUAAUACUUAUGUUGGACUUGGUAACCUAGACAUGGUAAAAUUUUCAAAAUGAUCGGACGACUUUUUUUUUUAAUAAAAGUUUUGAAAUUAAAUUCAAACGAAAAUCUCAAAAAAAAAUAAAUAAAAAAUUACGGCACUUCAAAUUAUGUAUUACAGAACUGCGCUCAGAAUCGUCUUUUGUCAAGCAAUGGUUUAUCGUUUCUUACAGAUAUAAAUGAAAUAACCUUAUGUAUCCUACUUCCCAACUUCUCACCUACAACACUGGGUGCUUCCAUCUCUAGUAUCAGCUCUUUUUAUUAUUUUCAAUUCGAAUUUUAGUAUACCGACAUUGUUUCAUUACUAAAGAUCAAAUAAAAAUCGAAAUCGAAAUGUUUCACUUUGACGUCGUAUAUAGCUAGUACUAUACUUAAAGAGAUUUCCAGAGCCUUAUUUUAAAUAUUUUACUUUUAGUUUUUCGGUAAUGGCGUCUCAAAAUCCGUACUCUCCAUCUGGCAAUUUACUAGUGUGUAUUAUUAUUAAUUUAUUCACAAAUACCGAGCUGGACUUAUCGAUUUAACGUCAUUUACACGCUAUUUUAUUAUGCCAAUAUUGUUACGUCUUAUGAAUUAUUAUAAUUCUAAUUUCGGGUAAAAUAAAACAAUAUAACAUUGUUGGUUCAUCGAGACGGUUCUCUUCCUACCCGUAGUUUCUUCAUCUCUAUAAGGACCGAUCCGCCCCUGUAGUGACGUAUAUAAAAGUAACCGCCUAUCGUACCGGCAGCGGCAUAAUAAGAAUAUUUUAUAUGAUAAAACGAAAAAAAAAUAUAAAUACUACUACACGAUAUAUUUCGAGGGAGAUUACGAUCUCCAUUUUUAUAUUAGAAUUCACUCGGAAAAUACGCUAUAAUAACCGCGUUUUCGCGAGACAUAAUUUUUUUUUUCGGCGUCCGUAUAACAUACAUUCGAAUAUUAAACGGCGACGUUUCCAGAGAUUUAUUGCCAGUCUGCAGUGUGAACCUAAGCCUAACGACCGCGACAACGAAAAAUCUUUAAACUCCACUAUCGUGGUUGAUUCAUAUAUUUUAGAAUAUAUUAUUCUGCUAUAUUACUGAAUUUUUAACAAUUCAGACCAUAGUCAAUAACACUGCCAAAAUCCGAUGAAAGUAUUUUAAAAAAAAAAGAAGCUAUAUUACAAAUGUUUGGUGACUAAGUGAUUUUUCACGAAUUUUAUGACAUGUACGAAUACAGUGAAAUUAUUUCAAAUAUCAUACAAAUUAGUAAUUAGUAAUUACAAAUAUAACCCACAAAUUAGGUGGUUAUCAUUAAGUAUUAUCAAUCUCCUAAUUUAUAACGGAAUGAUGAGAAAUGAUUGAAUGGGACACCGCUAUAUUUAUUUAACCUUGAAGUACAACUUAUGAUGAACUAUGAAUCAAAUUGUUUAGAAUUUUCACAGUGCCAAAAGUGUUUUAUUCACACAAAUUGAAAAUAUAGUACACACGAUUUAGUAAUUUGUAUACAUUUUUCGUCGUUUUCAUUUUGUUUUCCUGGUCCAUUAUUAAGAAAAUGAAAAAAAUUGAAAAAUAAUAUACGUCUAAUGAACUAAUGAGGCAAAACUUUUUACCAGAAGUUAAAGUUGAUGAUUGAAGCAAGAUUUUUGGGCAAAAACUUGUUGACUGGCAGAAAAAAGCAAACAUUAUAGUAACAUUUUUCGUUUAGUCUAAAAUCGUACUUUCAAUAUUCUUUUUAGUAUUUUAUUAUAUUUAUUACAUUUAAUGGUACUUUAGGGAGGUAAUUUAUUAAGUUUAAAUGCUGUUUUCAUAAAAUCUGUGAAAACCUGAAAUAAAAUGUAAGAAAAACAGGAAAUUUACGAAAAUUUCUCAAUAAAUAGGAAAUAACGGAAAGACUACUUUUCUACCAGCAAUUUUGCUCCGAUUUACAAUUCUACGAAUAUAAUAAUAUGGCCAUAUAAGUCAUACCAGUAUUACAAUAAAUAUUUCAAUACUAUCGCCGAUCCUACAAUAACACCAGUAGAGAUAAUUAAAAAAUAACAGCAGUGGCGCAAAAGUAGGUACCUACUAUAUCAAUGUAGGACUGGCUCUUUGAACUGGCCCGGACUGAACAAUAAUAUAACUCAUUUAUGAAACCAGCUUCAUUAUCGAUUUAUAGACCGGCCGAGUUCAACCCUUUAUUACAUAAUUUGUGAUUUGAUCAAAAAUUCAUAAAGAACCACUGAAGAAAUUAAAUUCAUAAAAUGAAAUUUGACUAUUAAAUGGCAUUUUAAAAUUGAAUACCUAAUAACUAAUUACUAUUAAACAUUUUAAAAAUGUAUGGAGUUAUCUUGUUUAUACAUAUUUUUUUUAAUAAAAAUGACACGAUCGAAACCGUUAAAAAUCAAUAUUGAACCAUUGGAAAUAAUUAAAAUGUUUAAUUAAAAGUAGCUGGGCUCAUUUUGAUGACAAAAAUACAAGGAUGUGCAAAACCACAAAAUAAUAAUGUUAAUUAUGUAGAAAAUAUUUUUUUAACGUACAAUAAUGAUAAAAUAAAAAUAAAUUAAAUCACUAGUAUUAAUAAUAAUAUUCUAAAUUUCCCAAAAACAGCGGUCUUCUCGUAGUUCCGUCGACGUUUAAAGUCAAAAGUGAAAUGAUAAUAUUUAUACAUAAUGAUGCCAUUGCGAUCGGUAUCAUCGGUUCAUAUUGUAUUCUAAUUUCGUGUAUAAACCACGGGUUAAAGUAUCUUGACUCGGGUAUAAACGAAUAAAUAAAAAUAAAACGAAAUAAUCUGAUGGCUUGAUGCCAUAACACUUUUAGCAUUGAUUAAUAUUAUUAUUACCAUUGUUGAUCAUAAAGUUAUUUUUAGUUUUAUUACUUUUAUAAAUGUUAUUGAGCUAGAAUAUACGUGCGUACAAAAUGCAAUAAUUAAUACUAUAACUGUCUUAUAAAUGUAUUCUAACGUCAACGAAAUAUUUUUCUUUUUGAAUAACUAUUUUUUUGAACUAGUUUUAAUGUCGUAAGCGCGAGGCCAUAAAAGUGGCUAAAAUUCACCCAGGGCCUGAGGCCAAUGUCCCAAUUGGCCUAACCUAGAACAGGCCCAGGUCCUUGCAUACAUAAUGCCACAUUUUAUGAUGGCAUUUGGAUAUCUGAACAUAAUGUCUGUAAUUGUAUUAUUAUAUAUAACUCGUCGUAUACGAGUCUUAAAAGUUCGUCUAAAGACAUCAAAGAAAACACGAACGGGCAAAAUUAUUAUCAUACAAAGUCACAUUAAAACAUAUUAAUUUUACUCGUAUAUAUAGGUACGUAUUAUCUGUAUACAAUAAUAAGGCGAAAGUGGAAGAGACGUAUGUUGGUGAUUUUUUAUGUUUUUGCUGACAACUAUCGAAACAUGGUUUUUGUUAUCAGUCGUUAAGUGGAUAUCAACAGUAAUCUAUUAGUAUGUGUUGUUUUUUUUUUUCAUAAACAUCGCGUACGUCGGGUAAGAACAUUUCGUGUAAGAAAACUGAUUUUUUUUUUUUUACUUGUCAUCGAUUUACAUAAUAUAAAUUACCAUGAUCAUUCGUUUCCACUAUAAUUAUUAUGUAUACAUAAUAACUGCAAAAAUAUAAAAUUGUGAUCAACGUCUUAACAGCUUCGUUUCGUCAGCACUGGUAUAGUGGUAUUUUUGAAUUUUUAUACCAAAUUUUACAGUAUUAUGUAUUUUUAUGUAUAACUUCUGAAAUACAAGAAAAUACUGUUUCUCUAUGGACGUGCUGAGGAAAUGUUCCCCUAGUGUUAAAACUUAGUUAAUAAGUAUAAAAAAUAAUAAAAGCUGAUACUAUUAAUGGGUUCGUCAAUUUUAUAAGUAGGAGUUUGGGGAGAUAGGGUACGUAAAUAUAUUUACUUAAUAUCUGUAUGUGAUGGUAAAUCAUUGUUAACUAAAUACGAUCCUGAGCGAAUUUCAGUUAACCAUAUUUGAAAUGGAAUGCUUUUUACGGUUUUCAUUAAAAUUCAAAAUUAAAACGCUAAUGAAAAAAAACUACAUUUCACUCAACCUUUUUUUUAACAUUGGUUAGUUUAUUAAAGACAAUUCGUAUUAUUAAUUUGUAUAAAAUUAGUCACAAGCCUGUAUCAUAUAAACAAUAUAAAAUAAAAUAAAUAAACAUCAAGUACAACUUAUGAUAACCUAACCUAACCUUGUGUUAAAUUUUCUAAAAUUUUUGUUUGACCAAAAAAAAUAUAUUCAUGUAAAUCAAAAAAUAGUACGUGAAAUGAAGUGACUUUUACAUUUUCCAUUCAAAUUUGAACUUUAAACGCGUAUGUAAAAACUAUUAGAUAGUUUUAUUAGACUAUUAUUUUUUUUUUUUUUUUUUGAUCAUUAUAAGUACAACUUAGUGUAAAAUGUUCACUUAUUUUUUUUUCGACCAAAAUAAUUUGAUCUCUAUAAAACCAAAUGACUAUAAAAAAAACUUCAAACAUGUUAGAUACGUACCUAUAAAUAGUUUGAAAAUCGCCAGCAUUGUUCGAUAUUUUACUACAACUAGAAAAGAAUAAUAUUAAUAUUCUGUGAAAGGUCAAUUUAAUUUUCAAAAAAAAAAAAAUCUAAAACAAAUAAAUCAUUAUAUCCGUAAACUUUAACCUUUUUUUCUUGCCUAUUCUUAGUUAUUUAGAAAACUAUAAGGAAAAUGAAUUCCCCAGUUGACCAAUUAAAAGCAAAAUGCUACAAAUAAGCUCUCUACUUUUUUUGAAGCAAAAUUGUAUAGACAUUUUAGCUGAUAUUGGUGUUGGGUGGGCCACUAUUGUUGGUGGGAAGUUGGGAAAGUGGCAUACACAAAGUUGUAUCUAUUUCGCAAUGAUAAAUUAUUGCUGAUAUUCAAAGAUGUGAAUUUUUUUUCUGGAUUCCUAAUAUGAUGUUUAUAAAAACCAGUCAUUUAUUUAGUCAGUUUAGUUUCAGUCAGUUAUUUAUUUUAUUUUUUCACACAUAUGGUUUUAAUAUUAAAAUAUUUAGUUACCCUGAUAUUUGGCUACACAAUUAUAUGGCGAUUAUUAAUAAAUUAUAACAAUUUAAUAAAUUAAUUAAUCUUCUCGUAAAAUUAUUGUACAAUACAAUUUUUUAUGAUAGGGAUAAUUCUUUUCUAUAUAUAUCGUAUAUAUUAUGAUGAUUUAUUAGACACCUACUCUAUUUAUAAAUUUAUAUUAUUUUUAACAGAGACAAAAAUAUACUCAUUGGUUAUUGUAUCUAAAACAUUUUUCAUCGACAAUAAUGAUCAAAUUAUGCAUCGUUACUCACUAUUCUAUAUUAUACGUUAAUGUAAACACAUCAUAAUAUAAAGAUAUUAAACCAACAAAAUGCGUUAACAAAUUGUAGGAAAAAAACUAUACUAACGAACUCGAAUAUUCUGAUAGUACGUAAUAUGUCGCAAUAAUUGGUUCAAAGGAAAAAAAGUAUGUUUACCUUUUCGGGUAUAAUUACCAAAGAGCAAUUAUUUUUGUAAAGUAUUUGAAACAUUAUUUGAAGUAUUAUUAUAUUUUAAUAUUCAACAGCAAAAUUUCGAAAAUUUAAAUAACUUUAAAAAAAUCAAAUCGUGACAAAACUUAAUAAUAAUAUAAUGUUCUGAUUAUAUUUAUUCAAAAUUAAAAAUACACCCACACAGUGGCGAGUCUAGGAUAAUUCAAUGGGAGCCAGAAGGGGAUGUAGCAAAUCAUAAUUUACGAAUAAAACGUCUUUAUUGUCUACUGUUAUACAUCUAUUGGAACCACGGUCAAAAGGAAUAAUUGGUAUUAAAUUCUUGGUUAGUUAAUGUAGUUUAAUGGGGAGUCCGGGGAACUGUUUUACUUCCGGUCUACUUAGAUGGUAUAGGCCUCUUCAUGGCGGUGGAUAUUAGUAGCGCCGUGGAUUUAUCGCGGUGCAAAACUGACGUGUGCAUUUCUCGUUGGGCGGGCGAAUUUCGGUACUUUCCCACCGAGGUUGUAUUCGGCGAGAGAUGGAGACUUUUGGCUCGCCUCUCCACGUGGUCAAUCGGGAGUCUUCUCAUGUUCUGAUCGUUGGGUCACUGAAUGGGAUGUUCUCGAGUAAACCACUUACCUCCGGCAACGGAUAUUGUGUUAUCGCCCGUGUGUCGGUAGACUCCUGAUUGCUUCCGGUGCGAACUGAUCAUCUGUUUCGUCAGUGACUGAGUGUCGAGAUAAGUCCAACUUUUGACAUUUAUGAAAAGUAGUUCGGGCGGUCCCUGGAGCCUCGACGUUGACCAAUUUUCGGAGCCCAACGGAGACCCAGGUGUCAGCCGUAGUCUCAUGUCGUGAUCGGUGCCUUGCGGUUGGAUUCGGACGGAUUUACGAGUUUCUUUGGGUAGUGGUUAAAUAGCUAGGUGGUGACUGAACCCGUAAGCAGGUGGUAGAUGAAUUGGGUAACGGUUGCUAGGACCGCGCUCUGAUGCGUUGUCAUGCAUCCGAGGUUCACCCUGAACCCCUCCGGAUCUUUUGGAUAAUAAUGGGGACGGAUGUAAUCACUAUUAUAGACAAUUUAAUGUAUACCAGUAAGCCAUUGCUUACGAAAAAACAAUUCUGAGCGGAGUUCAGUUUAUAGUGAUGUUUUGCCAACAACAUAUAUGUCAUAUUAUAGUAAAAUAAUUAAAUAGGCUCUAUAUAUUUUCUUUAAUAAUAUUUGUUUAAUGUUGUACCGAUUUUUCCCAAUUUUUCACAUUUGUUGAGAAAAUUCCUGGAAAAUGGAAAAACGACCUCUAUAAAGUACCUCAUCAGAGAAAUUUUCUUUCAGAAAUAUUGUUAUCAUUAAAAGCUGGAGCAAAAUUGCUGGUAGAAAAGUUUUACAGAAUAAAAAAUCGUAAUAUUAUAUUUUGUAAAUUUUUCUGUUUUUUUUUUUUGGUUUUUCACAUUUGAUGAGAAAACUCUUGAGAAUAUCGAAUAAUGAUACCUCUUUAAGGUAUCUUCCUACACUGAUUUACUUUCAGAAAAGUUGCUAUAUGUAAAAAAAUAAACAUCUUUAUAACACCAUAAGCUUCUUCCCUUUACAAAAUAAGGUUAUCGUUGGCAACGGUUUUUAUUUAUUUUUUGUUAUUAUUAAGUAUUUAUUAUUUUAAAUAUUUUUAAAAAAUUAUUUUUGUCGUGGAAACGCACAUUGUUAUAAUUAUUUUACCAUAAUAUGACAUAAUAUAUAUUGUUGACAAAGCAACACUAUCAAUUGAACUCCGCUCAGAAAACGUUUUUUCGUUCUCAAUUGUUUAUCAUUGCUUAUAGAUAUACAUUAAAUUUCCGUCUGUAUCCUACCUUCUCAACUUUCCACCUAAAAUAAUAGUUGCACCCACGUGCGAAGUAUGUUUGUCUUUUUUUAAAAUUUUGUUUUCAUCGUUAAUAGUCAAUACCCUCGCCACCUGAAGUAUUCUUUCACGGUAGUUCCAGGUGGUGGAUCACUAUCAUUAUUGAACGAAUAAAAUAUAUAAAUUAUAUUUAAUUAAAAACCACACCUCCGGAUAUGCUCACCCUAUUUCUGUAGAUGUGGGAUAUAACCCUUACCCUCAAACUGAACAUAUCACUGGAUUCAAAUAUAUUUUACUUAAAUGCCUAUAAAAUUAUAACGUUUCUGAUUUUUAUCGGAAUACGGUAUAUUUUAAAGAAAACAAAUAUUUUUAUUUUCAAUUUUCAUCAUCGUACACGUAAAAUCCAUUUUGUUUCGUAUUUUUUAAUUAACGAAUAGGUAUUCAUUUUAUGUGUUUAUUUAUAUACCUACGUCGUUUGAGCAAACUAAGCGUUGGCUUUCGCCGUCGGUCUAAUUAAAAACUCCGAACCGUAUUAUUAUUUAUUUAUUUAUUUUUUUUGUGGAAAGAAGUUUUCUCGUUUACCUCAUAAUAAUUUAUGACCACUUUAUUUUAACUUUAAUAGGUACAACUAUAAUAUACCUAUAUACCCUAGAUAAGAUAAUUUUUAGAUUCUAAGCGUAGCGUUUUACUAGGGAUGAGUGGUUUUUUCUAUACAUUUUAUCAAUCUAUAAUUCUAUAGAUUGAUAUCAGAAAUCUUGAUCUUAUCAUCAAUUUUAGGGGUGGUUUAUGUAAAAUUAUAUAUAGCAAGUGCCUUGUAGAGAGCAUAUUUUAUUUAUCAAAGUUUCUUUUAAUAAUUGAGAAAAAACAAUAGGAAAACCGUGGAAAUUUAUACAAUUACGAUUUCUGUUAUUUUAAAUUUUGUUUUUAAUUGGAAUUCAGUUACAAACAUGUUUAAUCGAACUUUGUUUAGAAACGUUUUUCGUUAGAAUAGAUUUAUCGUAGCUUACAGAAAUAUACAUUAAAUUACCCUGUAUACCUUCCAAAUUUCUAAUUUACAACCCUACAACAUGGUGGUGUAUAAGACAUUUACAAUGCACUGGUUUUGUUUUGUAAUAAAAUUAUCAUUUAUUUAUAGAAAUCAAAAUACUAUUGUACAAUUUUGUUAAAUAAUUCAAAACCUAAUCAUAAUAAAAAUACUAUAACAUAAUGUUUAUUUUUAAUUAACAUAGAAUAAACAAACAAAUUUGUAGGUACGUAAAAAAUAAUAUUAACUCAAAUUGCGAAAUGUAAAAUUAGGAUUUAGAAUUUUGGGUUUAUGAAGAAUUCGGGUAUAUGUCAUGAUAUCGAGUAUUGAUAAUUUUAUCUAACGGCAACGUUGGACGCAUUUAAGAGGUUUCAAAAUUGCGUCCGUCGCAGGUAAUUUGCAUACGUCAUACUCGUACUUAGGUGUAUAGAAAAUAGACAUGGUACAUUAUUAUUGAUUAUUUUGGUCACGUGUAAAAUAGUUAAUAUCACGCAAUACCGUUUUUAAAUCGAUCAGACUAUAUUAAAGACAUAGUUACCUAAUGUGUAGAAUAUCCCAUCUAACCUAACCUAACCUACCAUAUGUAUACUUUUUUACAGGUUUUACUGUAUUAUAUGAUGCAACUGAUUGUGUUUUAUAAAACUUAUUUAGAAGUACAGGAAUUUUUUUAUAAGGGGUGGAGGGAGCGAAAAUAUAUAUGAUGUUCCCAAUAUCCCUAAUAUUAAUCUAUCUAUAUUUUUUCGUGAGAGCCGUUUCUUCCUCCCCCCAUAUGCGUACGUAGGAAACGCAUAGGAGGGAUAUAAUGCAUUCACCCUCCUCCUUCCAUACGUUGUUGUUCUUAUGGACGUAUAAAAAUGUUUUGAAUCAAUAUUAAUUUAUAUUUUAUGGAAAUACGUAAAAAUAUUGAUAUUUUAAAAUCAAAAAGACGAACAAAUUUCGUUUCAAAUAUUUGUGAAUAUUUUUAUUUAAAUUGUUUAAUGAAUGUAUUGGCUUUACAAUGAUUUUUUUUUUUUUUUAUUUUUAUUGCGUAUUAAAUUUCAACCAUAAAUUUUGCUCUGAUUUUUAAGUGUAGUACUUUUUUCGAAAGGAAAUUAGACUGAGGUUGUAGUUUAGGGAGUUCAUUUUCCCAAUUGAUUACAUAAUAAAUUGGAAAACCAAGGAAAAAUAUGAGAAAAUAUAUGAAAUGUAUUACCUAGUAAAUAUUAUGGUCUUUUUUUAAUUGAUUUUGUAAUACUAUAGUUUUUUUCAUACAAGAUAAACAUUUUUUUUCUAACUGUUUAAUUUAAUAUUUACCUAAAUACUAAUUUGAUUCACGUAUCGAGUGUAUACUGAACGAAAUGAUACCAUUUUUAUUUACAUAUAAUUGCAUAUUUUACAAUUUUGUCGAAUCCAAAAAUCCAAAAAUAAAUAAUGUAUAUAUGCAUUUUUUUGGAUUUUGAGAAUACAUAAAUGCAUAUUUCAGAGAAAUACUAUGACUACAGUAUUAUGUAUACUAAUAUAUUGUGUAUAUUUUGGCGCGUUUAAUUUAGUGAGUUUAUUUUUGGAUUUUCUGUGUAGUUUUAUUAAUAACUAUGCAAUACCUAAAAAAAAGGUAGAAAGAACUGUGCCCUGACAAUUGAGCUCAGAAAAGAGCUCGCAGCAAUCAAGCGAAGACAACUGAGCGCCGUGACAAUUUAGCGCUACGAAAAUUAAGCGCGACCACAAUUGAGCGCCAUAAUGUUUUAUACAAUUAAAUAUAAAAUCCAUUUUGAAUUAGAUUUUUAAUGUUAAAUCUGUUAGGAUUUUUAAUAUUAUAUAAUAUUAUUUAUACUUAUCUCGUCGCUAGAUAAGUACGCGACUAUGACUAUAUGUUAUAAGGUCAACCGUGUCAAAUAUAGUAAUGUUUUACUAUUCGUUUACGCACUUCUAAUGCUUGACUAUGAAACUGUUGCCAUUAAGGCAAUAGAAAAGUAUUUUCCCGUAAUGUAAUAAUUUGAUGUUUUUUUUCAUUUUUGCCAAUGUGUAUGGAAACAUAUUCAAGAUACUGGAGUUGCAGUAAAAUACCGUGAAAAUUCAGAGUUUGCAUUAAAUAUUAAAAAGCUGAACGCAUUACCAUAUGUUCCCGCAGGACCUGUUAUUGAUGCAUUCACAAACCUAUUAGAAACGAAUUUUUAUAAAGAUAAAGAAUUAAUAUUAAAACCUCUUAUCGAUUAUUUUGAAGACACAUAGAUAGGUCAAAUUGAUCGUAACGGGAACCGAAGAUCUCCAAAAUUUUUCUAAAACAAUUGUCCAAAAUAUUUAACUGUAUUUUUUAUUUUUAUUUAUCCACCAUUUACCGCUAUUUGCUAAUUAUAUUUUAUAAAAAAAAUUAUUUUGACUCAUUAUAACACUUUUUGUUAUUAUCGUAUCAUAUUAUUAAAUUAUAAUCGUAUCAUUUUAUUAUAAUAUAUUUCUACGCAUAUUUAAAAAAAAAUAAAUAAUAAUUUAUUAUCGAGUUCAGUUUUCGCCGCACUUAAAUGUCGCCUCGCUCAAUUUUCCGCGCUCAGUUGUCUGCGCUCAAUUGUCGUUGAUCCAGAAAAAAGGUGAACAUUCAUGAAAAUAGUGCUUUUAUUAUUUUCAAUUUUGUUUUUUUUUUGUAAUUUAAUUAAACAUAUUUGUAGAGACAUGAAAUUAGGAUUAAAAACUUAUAUUUGCUUUUUCUAGACGUUGUAAAAGUUUCAGAACAUUUGUGCCAUUUGACUUAUUCAUGGAUAUUUUAAUUUUGCGAGUUUUUUACGUAAUUUGUAUUCGGUAGGUACCCUGUGAAUAAAAUUGUUUGACUAAAUAGAAAUACACGGACAUUUUACAAGAGGUUCAUUAUAAAUCAUACUUAAGUAUGUCAAUUUUUUUUUUUUUACAGAAGUUUUGAUUUGAUUUAUUUAUUCAUUUUAUUUUUUAUUAUUAUUUGCAUUUUUUAAAGAAUAAAAACUGAGUUUUUUUUAUUAUUAUUUUUUUAUAGGAACUGAAAUUUCUACAUCAAUGAUGACCCAAAAAUCGCCUCAGGUGAAUUCCCCGAACGGUAUGUCCAUAAAAUAAUAUAAAUUGCAUUAUUGUGACGUUGUGUAGACUAUAAUUAUUACAAAAUAUCCGUGGUCGAGUUAAUAUUUUCCCAGUUGAGAAUGUAUCACGUCGUCACAAGUCUGCAGGAUUUAUCUAUAAUUUGGAGAUUAUUAAAGUUAUUAUACGUUAUGUUAAUCUAUUACCAAGGACAGAUCUAGAGCUCAAUUUUGGGUUGGUAAAAAGUAAACAUAUAGUAUUAAAAAUAGUAAGUUAAAAGAUCUUAUGAACUAAAACAUACUACUCCAUUACAGUGUUUGGUUUGAAGGCAAAUGAUCUCGAUGCCCCUUCCCAUGGAUCCGACACUACCUAUUUGUUUAUUAUAAAACUUUUUAAAUUAUUUAUUUUUGUCAUUUAUAUAUAAUAGUUUAGUAUCUUAAAUAAUAUAGUAAUUUAGAAGUCAGAAUUAACCUAGUAUAAUUGAAUCGUUUCCAUUAUUUAAUAAUAUAACCGAUUCGAAAGGUAAUAAUUAUUACUCGCAAAAAACUAUAAUCGCUAUAUUUAUUUUGUUAUUUGUCGGAUAACUAUUAAUUGUUUAACAUAAAAUUCGAUUCAUUUAUCGGUAGGUAUAAAUUAUGAGACCUUUAUUAUUUUUUUCUUUUUAAGUGCGAUGAUUCAUCGUUUUCAGACUGUUAAAGACAAUACGAUACAAACCUAAUCUAAAGAUACCUAUUGAAUAAGUGGUUUUUACUUAACGGAAAGUGUUCUUUACUGCUACUGCGGUGAGUCGAUUUUGUUUCAACAUUAUUUUUCCAAGUAGUUUUGUAUUUUAUCUAAUGCAUUUUUAUCUGAAAAAAGUAAUGAAAUAAACUGUUACAUAAAUAAAGCUAUAGGUGGGUAAUUGAAAAAUAGUGUUAUUUCGGAUAAGUGUAUACUCGAUGAAUUAUUAUCAACUCUUUUGCUAAAUCAUAACAUAGAACUUUAAUAAUUGUUUCCAGAAAAUUUCAAAUAAUAAAACAAAAAUAAUUGGAUUAAAAGUAAAAAUAAUAAAUAUAACUAAGGAUGAUUUUUAAUUUCGAUCCAGCGCUAAUCUACAACGAUUUUGAGUAAAUUGAUUUUGAUAUCUUAAGUCAUUAUUUAUAUUAAUGCAGAAAGGGCACAUUGGCGUCGUCAUGUCAUAUUCAAAUGUUUAAAUUCUUCAAGAAAGACAAAAAAACUCCUUAAACAACUUAUCCAAUUCUUGAAAAAUUGGAUAAGUUGUUUACGAAAUUUUCCGGAAAAUGAUUGUAUAAACGUAUAGAUUCUAUCUAACAUGAAUCAUUUUUCAGUUAUUUUCAAAGAUAUUAAAUAUUUUUUUUUUCAAGGAAAAUCAAAUAAUUUGAACAGGUAUUUUCCUACAUGUUUUAAUAUUCAUAGAUUCAUAUAUAAAAUUGUUUAGCGAAAUUAUACUCACGAUAUAGGUAUUUAAAAUUUUACCAUUAAUCUAUCCACCAUGUAAGCACAUAUCAUUUAUUAAUUUCCAAACAUUAAUUUCUCCGCCCUAUUUUUAAACUAAAUUUAAAAAUAAUAUGUUUCUAAAAAUAUUGGAGUAUCAAUACUGUCCAAAUCAAAGUUACUUUCUAUUAGAUAAAAGAUAACAUUUCGCAAAGUUUUAAUUAGACCCAUAACAUAAUAUACGUGUAAGACGUGGGCAACCACUAAAACGGAUUCGGUGUUUUUGAAUGUAAAAUACUUUCGGAAAAUGUUUAGACCAAAAAAGAACGAAGAAGGUGAAUUUGAAGUUAGGUCAAAGAAGAGUUGAGAAGAUUAUUUAAAGAAGCCAAUAUUAUAAGAAUCAUGAAGAGUAGUAGAAUAAGAUGGGACACUCAUAUUUGAAGAUCUGAUGCAGUAAUAGGGAACGUAAAAAAAUGAAGAUUGAGCACAAAACGGCCCAGAGGAAAAGCCAGACAACGGUGGGCUGAUAGAGUCAAGGUAGACCUCUGGAAGAUUGGAGUGGAGAACGCGAAGGAAGCGUUAAGGGACAGAAAUGUGGAAAUGUUUUUUUUUUUUUUUCAAAUUGCCCAGAGGCUUUAUUAUUUAAAUUACUUCAUAAAUAUGUUUAUCAAGAUGUAGAUCUUACAUACUAGAUGUUAAUAUAUACUUUACACGUUGAUGAAGUAACACUUCCAAUGAAGUGGCUCCUACCUUUAAUUUAAAUUCUUAAACAAUGUAGUAUGAUUUUAGACACUUGAUGCAUCUAAAAUUUUACCACGUCUAGGUAAAUCCAAUAUAAGUAUUAUUAACAAGUUUCAAGUCUCUACGUGUAUUUAUAAUCGAAUUACAGCAAAUUAACUCCCAAAAAUUAAAUUUCCUUAAAAGCUCAAAAGUUUUGAUAAUGAUACUGUAAAAAAAUCAAAGAGGCAACAAAAAAAGAUAUCUUAUGAUUUUUUGAUUAAAUCAUUUUUUCUGGUAGAAAACGUCGUUCGUGUUUUUAUAAAAUAAUAAAAUCGUGAAAUUGUACGUUUUCCUAUGUUUUUUCCCACUUAAGUGCUUUAUUUAAAAAAUGACUUCUCUAAAGUACAAUCUAGACAGAUAACUUGAACUUUCAGAAAAGAGCAAGUUUACUAGGAAAAAACGUGUCCACAGACUAGAACAAAGAAAGAAAGAAAGAAAGAAAUAAACAGCAUUGUAAAACCAAUAGCUCCCUCGCUACGCUCGGAAUUUAAGAUUAUAAAGAAACUAUUUAAGUUGUACGUAGAAUUUAUAAAAAUUCUCAAAAUUCCAGUGACGGGUUAUACUCCUUUGCCAUUGGUUGCGGUACUACUUCUUGGGUCUAAAUAGUAAACUUAUAAAAGUUAGACAGUAUAUCUGGUAGGUAAGAAUAUAUAUAUAUAUAAUAUACGUCUAGUUUGUUUCAUUGCUCAUUGUUCAUUUAAAUAUUUUUUAACCUAACUAAUAUUAACUAAUAUUUACGUUUUAAUAAAGUUACACUUUAAAAAAAAAGAAUACGAUAUAUUAUGCAAAUCAAAUUACUUGAAAAAAUAUUAAUUUUUCGAAUGUGUGUUGAAAAUGGGAGAUUAUUUUCAUUUUAAAAUAAAUGUUAAACUCCUUUUAGAUAUGAGAAUUCGGAGUAAACACUACAAAAUAUAUUGUUGAAACAAACGAAUCUAUAAUUAUUUCAAAAACGGACAGUUUUUCGAAAGAAUAUGGAAAUCAGGAAAAUAGUUGAUGAAUAUCUUUAAUAAUUAUUUUAUAAAUGAUAAUAUGAUCUACUAAUAAUCAGUGUUCGAAUUGGAAAAAUUAUAGAAGAGGGACUAUGGACUAAAAACAAAAAAUAAACGUUUCAUUCGAUUAUUGAACUCCGAAAACUCGUGGGGGAAUUGCGUUCCCUUGUGCACCUCCGAUUCGUGCACUGUUGUAUAGGUUACUAAGAUUUUUUUUUUUUUAAAUUAAGAUCAAUACCCUAUUGAUUCCAAAUUCAAUUCGUACAAAUGAUAAUAUAAUGGCGUGUGACAAUAUUUAUUCGAUGGUUUAACUUUAGCCCUGCAGUUACCGCAAUAUUUAUUAUUGAAAAUCAAAUGAAAUACUGUUAUAUUUUUAAUUUUUUUUUUUUUUUAUCUCGCUAUAUAUAUUUUUAGCGACGAAUGACAAAAUCAUCACGCGGUUGACGUCAUAUUAUUAUAAUUUAUAGUGGGUAGUGUAAAAUCGAACUCGGUGUGUAUAAAUUUCAAUAGGUAUCGCGUAAUAUAUAUAUAUAUAUAUAUAUAUUAGUUCAACUUCAUCGACGCUUUUAGAAGUACCUCUCAAGUAAAAUAACAUCAUUUCUUUCUAUUAUGCGCAAUUUUUAUUUUUACUUAAAAAUAACGUAUAAUUAUAUCUAUCCGCAAUCAGAUUACCUGGAAAACCUCAAAACAAAUACGAGUUUUAUGAAGUGUUUUAUGUACUGCAGACGUCAAGUGCUGCUAUUGAAAUUCAAAAUAAUUAAAAAAUAUGAUAAUAUAUAACCUCCAAGUUACUCGAAAUUUAUAAUAUUUUUAUUUUUUUUUUUAUCAUACAGAUAAACCCAAACUAAAUAUUAAGUGCACAUUCCGUUACAGUACUACCCAACAUAUAGAGUUCAAAGUAUUCAAAAAAAAUAUUAUCGCAUUCAUCGCAUUCUUUGGUCGCUUUCAUGAAUACGAUCAGAGCAAGGCUUUGGAGAAUGGUUGAACAUGUCCUGAUAGCAUAAUAUAAUUAUAGUAAGUAUGAUAAUUGAUAGAAGAGAAGAAGACUGUAAGAUGGGGAAUAACUUAAUAUAAAUUAAAAGAGAUGCAGGGGUCAGAACUUUUAAGGUACUUAAAGAAAACGAGUUUAUAAACAUUUAUCAUGGAUAUAUUGUGAUAAUUGUAAAAUCAUUAAGUUUUAGAUCCUUAGCGAAUCAAGUGUUUUACUAUCAUACGUGUUUGUGUGUGUGUGUGUGGUUUUUUCUGUCUAUUAUCCAACUUUUUCACCAUAUAUUUUUAUUUGAUUAUCAUCAAGUGUACUUUUUAGUAGUUUACUUAGUGUAUUGAAGAAAUCAGUUUCAACACAUUGUUGUACUAUCUAGUGGUAGACAAAAGUUGAGCAUUUUACUGCUUACUGUUAUUUUUUUUAAUGUUUGUUUCAAAUUCUAGUUUGAAUGAAAAUAAUGAAAAUCAUAACAUUUCAAAACAUAUUUCACUGAUUUUCGCCCAGAAUCGUAUUUUCAAUUAGUAAUGAUUAAUUGUUUCGUGCAGAUACGUUUAGGUUCUGAGCAUAGCGAGAAUUGCAUUAGUUUUACUAUGAUUUUUUUCUGUUUGUAAACAAUUUUUAACACCAUACAUAAUAUUGCUUCAAUUAAUUACGACAAGAGAGCUUUUUUGUACUAUUUUUGAUUCUAGUUGGUUCAUUGAUGAUUUAUUUUCCUAGUAGUUUCUUCAUAAUUGUUAAAAACCGGGGAUACUAAUGGAUACAUUUAACACAUUAAAAGUUUUAUUUUUUAAAAUUUUUCUAUCAGAAACCUUGUUCUAAAUUCCAAAAAAAGCAUUAUUCCCGAAAUACAAUUUUUUCUAGUAAGUGUAUCGGAAAUUUGUUAUUUGGGAAAAAAUGUAAAAAAACUGAGAAAGUUAAUUUCAUGAACGGUUUCAUUAUUUUUAUUUUUAUUAAUUUUCAUUUUAUUUUUUUAUAAUACGGUUGAAAAUAAUCACCGAGAAUUUAAAGUACUUAAAGUACCAACUAGAUAAAAGUUCCUUUUAGAAAAGAUUCUACACUUGAAUAUAGGAGUAAGAUUUGUGGUAAAAUUUGUAAAUACAAUAUGAAAAAAAUUUAUAAUUAAAAAAAAAAAAAUUUUUAUUUAUUUUAAAAAUAUGUAUACCUAUUGUCAAUUAAAGAACGAUGGUGAAGUAAGAAAUGAGCGGAGUGACUUAGUUUCUAAUGUGUAACUCGAUAUUGUUAAUUUUACAAUAUUUCUGUCGUAAUCUAUUGUAGUACGCAUCUGUUGUCAUUCCAGGGGUCGCGAGUUCAAACCCAAGUUCCAAAAUUUUUUUUUUUAGAAAACCACGACGGGUAAAUACCAGAAAUAAAAAAUUUAAUCUUGUUUCAAAAAAUAAAAUCGAGUAUUAUUUAGUAUAAAUUUAGUAUUAUUUUUUCCUUAUAAAUUUUAAUGUUGAAUACUGACGGAAAUUGUAAAUAUUACGGCAUUUUAAAACAUGUAUAACCGAAAAUUCUUCGAAUCGUUUUUCGUUAUCAAUAAUUUAUCGUUGGUUUCAGGUAUAAAUUAAACAAAUUUAUUUAUCAGACCUUCCCAACUAUCCACCUAUAACAGUGGCAGCACACGCUCCCAGUAUCAGCUCUUUUGUUUACGUUGUUUUCAUUAUAUCAUUGUAUACACAAAACACAGAUAUGAAAGUUAAACGAUUGUUUAAUGUAUCUAUAUUAACAAUUAGUUUUUAGAAAAAUGUACAAUAUGAGCACGAUACUUGGGAAACUAGGUACAUAUAAACCAUUUUAAUAACAAUUUUCACAAACAUUAAAAAAAAAAAUAUAAUAAAUAAAUAAAAUAAACAUCAUUGUUUGAGCUUCGCUUAGAAUCUAAGAAAAAUAUCUUCGUGGUAAACUGCGUUUCGUUAAAUGUUUCAUAUUAAAUAUUACAAACAUUCUUCAUCUUUUGAAGUACUACCAGGAAAAAUAUAGAGUAUUUCCCCAACAAGAAAAAAUACUUAAAAAAAACUUAUAAUUAUUUGGUAUUUUGCAAAAUAUUUCCGAUGAAGUAUCAUCAGACAGAAAAUCCAAAUUUUCAUGCUAUGAGAAAAUCGGUAUUAAUCGAAAAAGUCUUAUCUGGAGAUUUUUACUCAGAAAAUACAACCUAACAACCUAAAAUACAUUAACAUCCUUUAAAUUCUUCACUUCACUCAGAAUCUAAAAAAUUAAAAUUAAAUUUUUUUUUUUUUUUUAAAUGCAUCCAGUAUAGUAAAGCGUAAUUCGAUAACGACUUUAUCGCCUUCAUUCAACCCAAUUAAACAUAUAUAUAUAUAUUUUUAAUUUUAAUAGGUAAUUGCUCGCAAAGAAAGGGGGUCAACUUAUCCCUAAAUUUGAAAAAAAUUGGACAAUAUUUAUUGGAAAAUUUUUAUUUAUAUUUAAAAUAUAAAAUGUAAACUAAUAGUAAUGUUUUAAGUUUUAUGAUAAAUGCAGCUUAUAAUUAAUCCAGUUCAACAAAAUGCGUUUUUAAAAGAAAUCGGGGUUCUUUUUCCUUGCAUUUCUGUCUGUGGGUGCCCUUGUAUGUGCAUAGAAUUUAUAAUUAUUCAAGAAGAUUAUAAUGUAUAUUUUAUUUAGUUAAGUCUUUGCUUGGAGGUCAUUGAAUCUAGUCUUAAGUAUAUGCACUCUUUAUCUUAAAUCUUGAGUGCAUUCACAUUUUUUUUUUUUUAGUUAUUGUGUAAAUAAACACUGUUCGCAAAGUAAGUUAUUAUUUUGUAUUAGGUGUUAUAAUAGAUAACUCGGCUAUUUUGCUAGGGCAAUUAAGAAAACGCGUUACAUUUUAACGGAAGAUUUUUUUUUUACCAAACGGAUACGGAUAUUAUAUUUCUUUACACCCAAUGUCGGUUCUGGAUAUAUUUUUUUAAGAGCUAAAAUUAACAAAAUAGGAAUCACAAUCCGAAUCAAUUAUUUAUUUAUUUUCUUUACAAUAAUACUACAUCGCAGUAUUUUCAAACUGAAUUAUUUAUCGGUAUUAUCCUAUUACUCAGGAUGUCAUAGGUUGGUUAUGUUUUCAAUGUUGUCAGUAAAGUUGAAAGUUUCCGUAGUUAUUUUCAAAGGAAAUUUUCUUAGAGUAGUACUUUAUGGAGGAAAUUUUUAAAUUUCUUCAGCAGUUUUCUCAUCAAAUAUGAAAUAUAUUAGUAAAAUAUUACGAUUUUUUUUUUUGUGUGAAUAACUUUUCUACCAACAAUUUCGGUCUAAUAUACAAUAGUAGAACUUUUUCUAAAAGGAAAUCUGACUGAAAAGGUACUUUAAUGAGGUCAUUUUUUGAUUUUCUUAAGUGUUUUCCCAGCAAGUGUGAAAACGUAAGAAAACGGGAAAAUCAUUACAAUAUUAAACAAAUAUUUUAAUUUAAAAAAAAUAUAUAAUGCCUUUUUAAUUAUUUUACCGUAAUAUGACAUAUAUAUUGUUGAAAAUAACGAUCCUGAACUUCGCUCAGGGUCAUUAUUUCGUUAGCAAUGGUUUAUCGUUGCUUACGAGAUAUACAUUAAAUUCCCUUCUAUAUCCUACUUCCCCAACUUUACACCUACAACAGUGGCUGCACCCGUUGCUAUUAUCCAAGGAUAGUUUUUUUUCUUUACUUUAUAAUGUUUUCUUUUGAUAACAAUAUUAAUUGUUAUUCUUGUAUGCGAGAGAUUAUCUCUCCUUUUGUUGUUGGUUAUUCUAGGAACGCUUCCGUGACGAUAGUAUAUCUUCUUGGUUUUUUUCUUUAGGAGUUUCAUUUUUAAUAACCGCGUUAAAAAAAUCAUUUUUAAAUCAGUAGAAUAUAUUAUUAUUAUUGUAAUUAUUUUUUUUUUUUGAACAAUGUAAAUUUACAAUUGUUAUUGUUUUUUUUUUUUUUCUUUCAAAACUUUUUUAAUCGUCCCGUUUAUUUUAUUGUGUUUUUGGACAUGUUACAGAUUCCCGAGAUUUAUACGAACACAGUACGGUGGCGUAUAAGAUGGCAGAGAUGGAAAUGCGCGUGGAUCAACUCACUAGAUUGUACGAGCUAAAAGACAACGAUGUACAGGACCUGAUCAAACGUUUCAGUUCGGUAUUGAAGUCAAUCGUGAAAUCGUUAAAUGUUUCCGUUACCGAUGAAAUCGAAUCGUUGAUAGCCACGUACAACAAGUCUAUUGAAACGAUCAGGUCGCCGAUGGCCAAUUUCGACGUUUUCACGUUCUUGCCUCAUCUUCGAUCCCAUAAGAACUAUUUAAGGCCGUUGAUACUUCAUUCCGGAAACAGAAAUGCAGGUUGUUCACGUUAAUACUUUAGUUCUUUACUAGAAGAAUAUGCUGAAUUCAUUGGCCAAUUUAAAAUAGUGUAUUGAACUAGCACAUUAUUAUUAUAAUACCUAUUAAUAAAAUUUCUUUGUUUUAGCCACUUCUAUUCGCUAGCUUAACGUGUUUAUAUUGGACUUUUAAUCGAAAAUAAGUUCCGAUUUAUUAUACAAAACCAUGUCUAGUAUAAGCAACAGAGGGAGAAAAAAUAAAAACCGCGAAAUAAUUUGUUCCAUAAUAUUUUCGGGAACGAACUUAACCCAAUGAAAUUCACAAACACCGUGUUAACCCACUAGUAUACCAUCAAUGCUUUAUUCGGUCAUAAGAAACCUAUUUAAAAUUGUAAUUGUACAAUUAUUUUUUUUACCUAAUUUCAUAAGCCAAUUUUACUAACGUAUUCGAAUAUGGCGCUAGAGCUCUAAGCCGGUUAGAGCCGGUAAUACGCCCGAGGAACAAGUACGGAAGUAAAAUAAAAUAAAUUUUAAACAUUGUGGCCAAUAUAGGUAAAUUGCAGAAACGACAUUAUAGCAUAAUAUAUCAGAGAUUCUCAAAAUGUGAUCCACCCAUCCCCAGGGAGGCAUGAGCACUUAAUAGGCGAGGCACGAAAUGAAUAUUAUACACAUUUAUCUUACGACUAUUCGAUUUUUAACAUUUCGGAAUUACAUAAAAUAUGAAUACCCCGAAAUUAUCAACAAAGCUUUACGUAUAUUAAUAGUAAUUUAAUACCAUUGGCGACUUCGUGAUUGUGUGAAACAGAAUUUUUAGCAGUAUUCGUCAUCGGUUAAUAUGCGUUAAACAUUUUUUUAAAAAAAUCGGUUUUGGUUGAUACGUUUCUUUAAUUCUAAGCCGACGAAGUGAACUUUCACUCAUUCAUAUAUAACACAUCAAACAAUAUUAAUACACUUACAGUUAUUUAUAUUAUUGUUUAGUGUCUAUAGUAUUUGGAGUUCCCACUGUUCGGCGCCAACAAACCUAUUUAAUUCAAACGUUAAUCAAUCUUGUAAGCAACAUGAAUCAAACGGAGCAGAAAGACUCGUUGAUAGUAGUGAUGAUUGGCGAGGUAAUAUACCUAUAUACUUUACAUUAAUUAUUAUCUAUGAUAGGGUAAUCGUAAAUAAGUUAAUAAGUUAUUUUGUAUUGGGUUAUGUAUUAAAUUUUGAAGACCGACCAAGAAUAUAUAAAACAAGUCACCGAAGAAAUAAAAAGCCGGUAAGUCAAUAUGUUAUUAUAAUCAUACGUGAUCAUAAUAUAUUAUGUACAAAGCACAUACAAGUAAUUGAAUAUUGCCGAUUUCAGACUACCGGAAGCCGCGAACUCAGGUCUCUUGGACAUAAUUGCGCCAUCUCCGGAAUACUAUCCGGAUUUCAGCAAGUUGCGUCUCACAUUAGGUGACUCCGAAGAUCGGGUUCGCUGGAGGAGCAAACAAAAUUUGGAUUUUGUGUUUUUAAUGAUGUACUGCCAACCGAAGGGUUCGUUUUACGUUCAGCUCGAAGAUGAUGUGGUCGCGAAACCUCAGUUCCACAGUAUUAUGAAAAAAACCGCUUUACAGAAGAUAGCCAAUGGACAGCAGUGGUUUAUAUUGGACUUUUGCCGUCUCGGAUUUAUCGGUAAGCAUCUAAAUUAAAUAAAUUAUAUCUGUUUUGAAAAAUAUAAUUUCGAGGAGAUAAGCAACGAUAUUUCCCCAUAUUUUUUAUCUGUAUAUAAAUAUAGGAAAAAUGAUGAGAUGUUCAGAUUUACCAUGGCUAAUCCAGUUUAUCGUGAUGUUCUACAACGACAAACCGGGCGAUUGGCUUCUAGACGGAAUGAUCGGCACAAAGGCUUGUAAUCUUGAAAAAGAUGAUGUGAGUAUAAUAAAAACGUUAUUCGAAAACUAUAGCCUUUUUUUAGUGAACUUGUAUAACUAUUUUAGUACGUAUAUUAUAUAGCAUGGUAUUUUUCUUGUUUAAAUCAAUCGUAAAAUACCGAUUUGUUUCAUAGUAUAAAAUUGUGACACAAGUCCCGAUGAUAACUGAAUCAAUAUCUUACCCUUAAUAUCAGCUUAUUCUAUCAAAUGUAAUUUUUAGAGAGAUUGUCGAAAACGUAAAAACGAAAUAUGGGUGAUGUACAGUCCAUCGCUUUUUCAACAUAUCGGUACCCGAUCGUCUUUGAACGGUAAAAUUCAACUACUAAAAGUAAGCGUAUUAUUAUUUUGUGUUGCGCGCAUAAGCGCAAAUAUCCAAAAUAUUUUGUGGAAGCUUAACAUCCCAUAAUAUUGAUUAUGUAUACUUAGUAUUUACUUUAUAAGGAUCUGAUCUAAGAGGGUUUGGCUGAUUUUUAGAAGGGGUUUCACCUCCAAGCACUCCUAUUUGCGCCUAUGAUUGCAAGUAUUGUAAAAUAUUACAUUCGUUUUUUAUUGAUUUUGUUUUUUCUUUCGUUUUUACAGGAUAGCCUUUUCAAAAAAAAAAUAAACGUAAAACGUAUAAAUAAAAUCAGAAGCAAAUGACCUAUAGUCAGGUACAGGUUACCUAUAGCGAAAAUAUAAAUGGUCUCAUGAAAAUACUUACCUCUACAAAGAUAUUAAUUAUUAAUUAAUCGUCUGUGAUCAUUUUUGAGUGAAAUAAUAAUAAUAUUAUUAUUUAAUAUUUAAAUUAAAUUUAUUAUUACUUGUUUAGAGUUAACAAUAUGUCUUUCUAUAAUAAUAUUAAAUAAUAGCCAAAAUACUGAUAUAAUAAGCAGACAAUAUAGUAUAAUAAUAAUUAUUAUUAUGAUUAUUGUAAUGUUUGCCCGUAGAAAAGAUAAUAUUACAAUUAAAUUGUUUGAUAUUUCCGGUUAGUGGUCUAUUCACAUCCGUAAGUAAAAAAAAAAUAUUUAAAAAACACUAGUUUAAAAUUAAAAUGUUUUUUUUUUUUUUUUUUUUUUGUUUCAAUAUAACAAAUAUUAUAAUAUUAUUAAAUUUUAUUGUAAGAGUCAGUGGUUCUCAACCAGGGUGACAUAAAAUCCUCAGGAAAUGAAAUGAAAAUAUUUUGUAUAGUAUCUUAGUAUUUUUAGUAUCUAUGUACUAUUUAUAUAUUUUUUUUUUGAAUAUAAUCAUCAUUUUUUUUUUUAAAUCUACAGUUUAAAAUGGUUAAAAUCUAGUAUUUUAUUUCAUUAUGCAUAUUUUGAUGAAAGAACGAGCAGUGUUAGAUUGUCAUGGAAGAGUCAAAUAAAUAAAAAAAAAUAGGUUGAGAGCCAUUGGUAUGUGUAAUACACAAAAAAACAAUUUUAGGUAAUUUAAUUUAUAAAAUAAAUUCAGGGUUAAAUUUUAAGAACUUUAUUUUAGUAUCUAUAACCUAUAUCUUACCAAUGGUGGUAACGCGAAAGGGGAUGAGAGGUAUGUAUUCUCCAACCACGACAUUUUUCCCUUCAAUAUUUAUAAUAACACAUAAUAUUAUAUUACCUGUUUGUAUAUUUAUAAAAAAAAAAAAAAACUUUUUAUAUAAAUACAAUAUUAAAUUAAUAUUGUAUUAAUAUUGUAUAUUGAUAAUUGUUAAAAAAUGUUGAAAAUUCCACCUCAUCCCCACUGCACUCGUCCGUGAAAAAAUCAUAUGACCACCACUUUACCAUACUGUAAAAAUGAAUAUUUAAAAAUAAUCACUUAAACUAUAGUUUAUUAUAUAUGUAUAAAAUGUACACUUAAAGAAAUAAUACAUAAAAUAUUAUUACGUUUGAUAUACUAUUGCAGCGUAUCAAUACUCUUUAAUAAAGUGUACAACUAAAUUGUUAUUUUGGAAAAUAUAUUGAUGUGUAUGCCAUAUUAUAUUAUUUAUAUUAUAUUAUAAAACGCUACUUGUUAAAUUUAUA
Molecule: messenger RNA, 37481 nt
Organism: Cinara cedri
Lineage: Eukaryota; Metazoa; Arthropoda; Insecta; Hemiptera; Aphididae
Source: the annotation of a GenBank genome assembly